Suillus subaureus is the source of this 2382-nucleotide messenger RNA. RefSeq lists its product as uncharacterized. The transcript is spliced from 20 exons. Lineage: Eukaryota; Fungi; Basidiomycota; Agaricomycetes; Boletales; Suillaceae. The record is from RefSeq and is a predicted model, not a curated record. Gene Ontology annotation, molecular function: hydrolase activity, acting on acid anhydrides, in phosphorus-containing anhydrides; damaged DNA binding; ATP binding. Gene Ontology annotation, biological process: nucleotide-excision repair; transcription by RNA polymerase II; positive regulation of mitotic recombination. The coding region runs from base 1 to 2382 and encodes 793 amino acids. Gene Ontology annotation, cellular component: nucleus.
AUGAAGUUUUUUAUCGACAAUCUACCUAUUAUCUUCCCUUAUGACCGAAUUUACCCCGAACAAUAUGCGUACAUGUGUGAUCUCAAACGAACCCUGGAUGCAACAGGGCACUGCGUUUUGGAAAUGCCUUCAGGAACAGGGAAAACCGUUUCAUUGCUGUCUCUAAUUGUGUCAUACCAACAGUUUUACCCCACGAAACGGAAACUUGUUUAUUGCUCACGGACGGUUCCAGAGAUCGAGAAAGCAUUGGCCGAGUUGAAGCGUCUCAUGGCAUACCGGAUCAAGUUUGCGGAGACUCCUGAACAGAAAGAAAAAGAAGAAAGUUUUAUGGGACUCGGACUCACAAGUAGGAAGAACCUCUGCAUACACCCAGAUGUCUCUAAGGAGAAGAAGGGCAAGGUAGUUGACGCUCGUUGUCGAGACCUCACCAAUUCUGCUACAUGUGAGAAAGGUCGCGCAGACCCAGGUUCAGUUGAAUUGUGUGAUUGGCAUGAGAACCUGGGUAAAGGCGAACCUGGGUCCUUAAUACCCUCUGGUAUAUGGACACUAGCUGAUGUUCUUCAGCACGGGCGUGAAAAUAAGACAUGUCCAUACUUCACAGUCCGGCGAAUGAUGCCGUUCGUGGAUGUCAUCAUCUACUCAUUUCACUAUCUGCUUGAUCCCAAAGUUGCCGAACAAGUUUCCAAGGAACUUUCAAAAGAUGCCAUCGUCGUUUUUGAUGAAGCCCACAAUAUCGACAAUGUGUGCAUCGAGUCACUGAGCAUUGACUUGACCCGACCGAUGUUAGAUUCAGCUGCUCGCAGUGUCGUGAAAUUGGGUGAAAAAAUAGAAGAGAUCAAGAAAACGGACACGGCCAAACUACAGGACGAGUAUGCGAAACUUGUCGAGGGGCUACAGGAGUCAGCGACUGACGCUGCUGACGAAGACGCAUUCAUGGCUAAUCCAGUUUUGCCAGACGACCUCCUCACAGAAGCUGUUCCGGGAAACAUCAGAAAGGCCGAACAUUUUGUGGCAUUUUUGAAGCGAUUCGUGGAGUAUCUCAAGACUAGAAUGCGCGUUUUGCAUGUCGUUGCCGAAACGCCAUUGUCGUUCCUACAGCAUUUGAAAGAUAUCACUUAUAUUGAGCGGCGACCAUUACGGUUUUGUGCGGAGCGACUACAAUCGAUGAUCCGUACAUUGGAACUGAAUCGGCUAGAUGAGCACUCAGCGUUGCAGAAGGUUGCAAGUUUUGCAACGCUCGUUGCAACUUACGAAAAGGGGUUUCUUCUUAUUCUUGAACCAUUCGAAACCGAUAAUGCGACCGUCCCUAAUCCCAUCUUCCACUUCACAUGCCUGGACCCGUCGCUCGCAAUCAAACCCGUAUUCGAGCAUUUCAGUAGCGUCGUAAUUACUUCAGGAACCAUAUCCCCGUUGGACAUGUAUCCGAAGAUGCUGCAAUUCACCCCCGUCGUGCAAGAAACAUAUCCCAUGACGCUCACACGCAAUGCUUUCUUACCGUUGGUCAUCACGCGAGGAAGUGACCAAGUUGCCAUCAGUUCACGCUUCGAAGUCAGAAACGACCCUGCUGUAGUCCGCAACUUUGGAAGCAUUCUCAUCGAGUACAGCAAGAUCGUACCGGACGGUAUUGUAGCUUUCUUCCCUAGUUACCUUUACAUGGAGUCCAUCGUCGCAGCUUGGAAUGAUAUGGGUAUUCUCAACGAGGUCUGGAAGAACAAGUUGAUAUUUGUGGAAACGCCAGAUGCAAACGAGACGAGUAUCGCUUUGGAAAACUAUCGCCGAGCUUGCGAUAAUGGCCGAGGAGCCGUUCUUCUGUCGGUCGCGCGUGGUAAAGUGUCAGAGGGUAUCGAUUUUGACCACAACUAUGGGAGAGCUGUGAUCAUGUUUGGGGUGCCAUAUCAAUACACGGAGAGCCGGAUAUUAAAAGCACGGUUGGAGUAUUUGCGUGAUGCAUACCGUAUAAGAGAAUCCGAGUUCCUUGGUUUUGAUGCCAUGCGCAACGCUGCUCAAUGCGUUGGACGUGUCCUGCGAGGUAAGACUGAUUGGGGUCUGAUGGUAUUCGCGGACAAGCGUUUUGCUCGUGCCGACAAACGGGCUAAGUUACCCCGGUGGAUAAACCAAUACAUCACCGAGGUUGCUUCUAAUCUUUCCACGGACAUGGCCUUGACACUUUCCAAGCUCUUCAUGCGCACAAUCUCGCAGAAUCCAAACGAAAAUCAGACUGGUGUAUCGUUAUGGACACUGGAAGAUAUUGAGAAAGCGCAAGCGAAACAAAAGGAACAAGCGCUGCUCAUGGAGCAACAACAAGAGCAGGAAGACGAAAUGGAUGUCGACUAUGGAGACGGUGGGAUUGAUGAUGACGUGUUAUUGGGGUUGGAUGUGUAG